GGCAUCCCCUCGCUGAUUUGCGGAGACUUCAACUCCACCCCGGACUCCGCGGUGUACGAGUACAUCCGGCGGGGCACCCUCCGGAUGGACCACCAGGAGCUGAGAUCGGACCCGUGCGGCCUGCUGAGCAGCAUCCACUUCGGGCACUCACUGCAGCUCUCCACCGCGUACGAGGCGUGCAGCGGCACCGAAGCUGCAUACACCAACUACACCGAGGAAUUCAAAGGUACCCUCGACUACAUAUUCUUUUCUUCGGACUCGUUGGCCGUGCUCGCCAUCUCCCAGGUGGACGAUGAGUCGCAGCUGAAGCAGGAGACCGCGCUGCCUUCCAGCACCCGGCCCUCGGACCACGUCUCCCUGGUGGCCACCUUCAUGUUCCGGGAG
Molecule: messenger RNA, 384 nt
Organism: Prorocentrum cordatum
Lineage: Eukaryota; Dinophyceae; Prorocentrales; Prorocentraceae
Source: the annotation of a GenBank genome assembly